CUUAGAAGCAUACACUAUUAGAAUGAUUGUUUACAUUGGAGAUAUUCAGUGGCGUUACAAUAAACAAUUCUGACCUCUCGAAAAAAUGAAAUAUCAAGACUUUGCAGUGAAAAAGAGGGAAAUGGAAUUAGAAAAUCUUUCUCAAUGGAAAAGAUAUUCCGAUUACCUAAAUUACUCAUCUGUGAGAACUGAAAAAGAAAAGCAGUGGUCGUCGAUCAAUGGCUCGGAAAAUAGCACACGUACACAUGCUGAUAAAAACAAGGUUCGUACACAGAGAAGCUUGGAAUCUAGGAAAAACAUGCUAAUUCAACUUCUGGAAAAUGAUGCUGAAAACGAAGCAAAUCUAUUAAAAGCAUUAGCUGAGAAUUCCAAGUCCAAAUCAGCUAUGUUGAUACGGUCAACUGCACUUAAAAAGGAACGUGAUUCAGAAAAGGCAAAGAUUGCUGAAAACCUUUUGAUCGAACAUUUUAGAAAAAACAAUUCAGAUGUUAGAGAUAUGCUGCGGGCAGCUGGCCAAAAUGAUAUUACAGAUCACUGGAAUAACCAGUUAAACGAGCGCAACAAAUUAAAACAAUCCGAAAAAGUUGAUCAAAUUUCAAUGGAAGAAAUGGAAUCCAAUGUUAAAAUGUAUGAAGAAAAACAAAAUAUCGAAAUGGAAUUAGAACGUUUACAAGCUAAAGAAAAACAUUUGGAACAAUUACAAAAACAAUUAGAUGAAUUGUACUGCCGAGAGAAUGAAGCAAAACAAUUGGCUGAAAAAGAGAAAGCUUUACUUAAAGAAUUAGCUAGAAUUGAUCAACUAGAACAAGAACGACGUAUUAUCGAACAAAAAUGUCAACGUGAACUUUAUGGACGUGCAUUAUUACGUCAACAUCAAGCAGCAUUACGAAGGCGUUCCAUAUCUGUACAAAAUGAAUUAAAAGCUGAUUUAGAUUGGUUACAUCAAUUGACUGAACAAGAAAAUAUUGAACAUGCCAAUGAUAUUGAAAAUAAACAAGAGAAAAAACAAAAUAUUUUAGCCAUACAAAAAUUAGUUGAAUCAGAAUUGCAAAAAGAAAAAUUCCGUGAAUUAGAAUUAAAUGAAUUAGAAGCUUAUGAAGCAUCCAAAUUAUGGGCUAAACGUGAAGAAGAAUGGCGAAAUGAAACAGCCGCUAGACAAAAACUUUUACAUGAGGUCAUUGAAGAUCGUCGUAAACAAAUCACUGAUCAAUUAAAUCGUAAUCAACAAUCUCAACGAGAAGAAUUAAUAACAAGUGAAGAAUUAUUGGAAAAAAUUGAAAAUGCCAAAUUAACUGAUCGACUAGAAGAAGAAACACGUCAUGAUCAAAAUAUGAAACAGUACAAUGAAUUAGCCAAUCAAUUAGCUGUUAAACAUCAAGUCAACCAAUGGAAUGAAGAUAAUGCCAAAGCUGAUUUAGAAGCACAACAUAAAGCUGAAUUAGCCUAUGAAGAAAUGUUAAGAAAAGAAGCGGAAAAUUUACAUUUAAAAGAGAAACAAUUGAGAAAUUUAAUGUUCUCCAGAUCAAAUAAUGGAUAUUCAAAAAAAUAGUCUAUAGACUAUUCAGUAUUUUUUAAAAUAAGCAUAAACAUAGACAACCAGACAACCUAUUAUAUGAACCUAUCCUUUCAUUUGAUCAAAUAUCCCGAUGGUUAUUGUGAAUAUAGAAAAUUUUAAUGUCAUUCAACAAAUGUCUCAUGUUAUUUUUGUUCAGUUUCUUGUUUUUUUUUUGUUUUUGUUUUCAUGAAUUAUCAUACCACGUUCAUUGAUUUCAUGAUUUCAAUUUGAACAGAAAUGUUCAACUUGAAAAAUUAACCGCCACCCAGUUGUAUGAUUUGACAGUGCAAAUUACUUUUUGCAGGUAGUUUUUGUUGUAUAUUGACUAAAGAAUAUACAUUAUUGUGUAUCAGCUGUUCAAUCUACAAAAUAUAUAUGAUCCUAUCAUA
Molecule: messenger RNA, 1944 nt
Organism: Schistosoma turkestanicum
Lineage: Eukaryota; Metazoa; Platyhelminthes; Trematoda; Strigeidida; Schistosomatidae
Source: the annotation of a GenBank genome assembly